Messenger RNA from Pogona vitticeps (central bearded dragon), 2027 nucleotides. The record is from RefSeq and is a predicted model, not a curated record. Lineage: Eukaryota; Metazoa; Chordata; Lepidosauria; Squamata; Agamidae.
UGUCCUCUUCCUCUCUUCGCCUUCUCUCUCUCUCUCUCUCUCCCUCUCUCUCUCAGUCUCUUGGGAACUUUGUGUGUAGGUUCCUGGCAUUCACGCCGGAUGGCAGCGAAGGAGGAGGAGGUGGCAGCUGGCCUUGACUGUGCGACGAGAACAUUGUGAUGGUUUAAAGGCGAAAGAGCGAGGGGAAGGAGAGCGGAUCGCGCCGCGACCUGGAAAAGGGGUGGGGUGGGGAAAGGGGGAAAGAAAUCCACCAAACAAUCCAAACAAGAACCCUCCGCCCGCAAGGAAAGGAGCAGAAGCGCCCAAAAGAGGGGGAGAGAGAGGGGGGGAGAAGAAGAAGGACUACCUUUGCGGAUGAGUAAAGGAUGGGUUUCCAUGUAAUUAAGCUGCUGAGAGGCAUGAGUGCGGUGUUCGUGCUCCUUCCCACCGUGCUGUUUGUGACGCUGACAGGGGCUCAGCGAGCUUGCCCCAAGAACUGCAGAUGUGAUGGGAAAAUUGUGUACUGUGAGUCUCAUGCGUUCAGAGACAUUCCUCAGAACAUUUCUGGAGGGUCACAAGGCUUGUCAUUACGCUACAACAGCAUCCAGAAGCUUAAGCCGAAUCAGUUUGCCGGCCUUCACCAGCUCAUAUGGCUAUAUCUCGACCAUAAUUACAUCAGUUACGUUGAUGAGGAUGCCUUCCAGGGCAUUCGUCGGCUGAAAGAGUUAAUUCUCAGCUCCAACAAGAUCACCCAUCUGAGUAACAAGACAUUUCACCCAGUCCCCAACCUCCGUAAUCUGGAUCUGUCGUACAACAAGCUGCAGGCGCUGCAAUCCGAGCAGUUUAAAGGCCUUCGCAAGCUCCUGAUCUUGCAUUUACGGUCAAACUCCCUGAAAACGGUCCCGAUUCGAGUUUUCCAAGAUUGCCGCAAUCUCGAUUUCCUGGAUUUGGGCUACAACCGGCUACGGAGUUUAUCCCGCAAUGCCUUUGCCGGCCUCUUGAAGCUAACAGAACUCCACCUGGAGCACAACCAGUUUUCUAAGAUCAACUUUGCUCAUUUCCCACGUCUCUUCAACCUCCGCUCCAUCUACUUGCAAUGGAAUAAGAUCCGGUCCAUUAGCCAGGGGUUGACAUGGACCUGGAGUUCUUUGCAUACCUUGGAUUUAUCGGGGAACGACAUCACGGGGAUUGAGCCUGGGACGUUCCAAUGCCUGCCUAACUUGCAGAAGCUCAACUUGGAUUCCAACAAACUCACCAACGUCUCGCAGGAGACUGUCAAUGCCUGGAUUUCUUUAAUUUCCAUCACCCUUUCUGGAAACAUGUGGGAAUGUACUCGAAGCAUUUGUCCUCUGUAUAACUGGCUUAAAAACUUCAAGGGAAACAAGGAAAGUACCAUGAUCUGUGCAGGCCCUAAACAUAUCCAGGGCGAAAAGGUGAGUGACGCUGUAGAGACCUACAACGUUUGCGCCGAGAUUCCCGUUGUGGUCACUGAGAAGCCCUACCAGGCGCCUAAAACUCAGCAGAGACCCAUUUUUAUCCCAAAACCUACUCUGCCCAAACUGGAAGACUAUCAGCCAACCUCUUUUACACCGAGCCCUUCUCCAGAGUACCCAACAUCUGGACCGGAACCAGAAUAUGAGCACGUGUCCUUUCACAAGAUCAUUGCUGGAAGUGUGGCCCUCUUUCUUUCGGUGGCUAUGAUUCUGUUGGUCAUCUAUGUCUCAUGGAAGCACUAUCCGGCCAGCAUGAAACAGCUCCAGCAGCACUCUCUCAUGAAGAGGCGUCGGAAAAAAGCUCGAGAGAGUGAAAGGCAAAUGAACUCCCCUUUACAGGAGUAUUAUGUGGACUACAAACCAACAAAUUCUGAGACCAUGGAUGUAUCGGUUAACGGAUCUGGGCCCUGCACGUAUACCAUUUCAGGCUCCAGGGAAUGCGAGGUAUGAACCAUGAUCCUCCUAAAUCCCUUUCUGCUGCUGGGAAGGCGAGCUCUCCGGAGAAGUCCUGUUUCAAAAAGGAAUUAUCAUGGAUGAUGGUGCAGUGAAUAAGGU